UGUGAGUGAAAAAGAGUCGAGUGUGAGCGAGGACCGGAAAGCGAGAAAGAAAGAGAGAGGGCCAAAACGCAGGGAAAUGGUGUCGUACGUGAACGCGUUGCUGUACGGCGUGGGGGGGAUAGUGGUGGCCGGGAUAGCGUUGCUGGUGGCCUUUCAGGAGAAGCUGGUAUACGUGCCGGUCCUCCCGGGUCUCAGCAAGUCUUACCCGGUCACCCCGGCCCGGCUCCGACUCCCCUACGAGGAUAUCUGGCUCCGAUCCUUCGACGGCGUCCGCCUCCACGCAUGGUUCAUCAAGCUCUUUCCCGAGUGCCGAGGUCCCACCAUUUUAUUCUUCCAAGAAAAUGCUGGAAAUAUUGCCCACCGUCUAGAAAUGGUCCGAAUAAUGUUACAGAGGUUGAAUUGCAACGUUUUUAUGCUUUCAUACCGAGGUUAUGGAGCUAGUGAUGGCUAUCCUUCCCAGCAUGGAAUCAUAAUGGAUGCUCAGGCUGCAUUGGAUCAUCUUUCUCAGAGGAGUGACAUUGAUACAUCUAGAAUUGUUGUGUUUGGAAGGUCACUUGGGGGUGCAGUCGGAGCCGUACUUACCAAAAACAACCCUGACAAGGUUGGUGCACUAAUACUCGAGAACACUUUCACAUCUAUUCUGGACAUGGCUGGAGUUUUAUUGCCCUUCCUGAAGUGGUUCAUUGGAAAAAGUUCGAAAGGUCCUAGAAUUCUUAAUUUUCUUGUACGGUCUCCAUGGAGUACAAUUGAUAUCGUUGGCCAGAUUAAGCAGCCAAUUCUUUUUGUAUCUGGAUUGCAAGAUGAGAUGGUUCCCCCAGUCCACAUGCAGAUUCUGUAUGCUAAAGCAGCUACUCAUAACAGGCAAUGCCUCUUUGUGGAGUUUCCUAAUGGCAUGCAUAUGGACACUUGGCUGUCUGGUGGCGAUCAUUACUGGAGAACGAUACAGCAGUUCCUUGAACAACAUAUUCCUGAGAAAAAAGAAAAUGGCUCAUCCCGCAAUAACAAUGAUUUCGAGGCGAGGUGAUUGGUUGACAUGUUGACUUUUGAGGUGUUAUUGAUUGGCUCACCCAAGGAUUCAAAAGAUUUCUACCUGUUCUUUUGAAGCUGCAGCAAUCAAGAGCUCUCUGUGAGGAGUUGCUGCCUGCCAAGACCUACUGCAGCCAUCCAGGUUUUCCUCUGGGAGAUUUUUUUCUUUUGUAGGUUUUACAAGCUUCAGAAGAAACUAGAAGAAAUGUGAAUGCCCUUGUAUACUGUGGGACUUUGACACACAUUAAAUACCUAGUCAGUACUGACUGUCGUUGUAUGAAAUAAAAAUUUCCUGACUUCAAAAAUAUAUCCAGAGUUUGAUGCGCUGGACUGUUGUA
Messenger RNA from Corylus avellana, 1364 nucleotides. RefSeq names its product alpha/beta-Hydrolases superfamily protein (gene WAV2). Gene Ontology annotation, cellular component: membrane. Gene Ontology annotation, molecular function: palmitoyl-(protein) hydrolase activity; serine-type peptidase activity. NCBI's taxonomy places the organism in Eukaryota, Viridiplantae, Streptophyta, Magnoliopsida, Fagales, Betulaceae. The record is from RefSeq and is a predicted model, not a curated record. Gene Ontology annotation, biological process: proteolysis.